AAAAUGGUCAGACUUCUCGCUUCAGUGUUCCUUAUCUCCACUAUCACCCUGGCCACCGUAUCAGCUCAAGCUAACCGGGCAAAAGUAUGCCAGAAGGCUGUUAAUCUUGGUGUAACCUUCUACACGGCCAAGGAACUGGAGCCGAUUCUUGCAUGUAUCGAGCCAACGCUUUAUGCCACACCUGAAGACACCGACGCUAUUAUUGCAAAGGGAAAGUCGUGUGUGAUCAGCAACAGUAUGAGCAAGGCUAUUCCAGCAAUGAAUCUGUACAGCGGGUUCAACAGCUGCACCGACCUAAUGGCCCUAAUCGACAAAUUGAUGAAGCCAUUCAUGAAUCAAUGCAAGCAAGUGAUCAACAAAUGCCUCAAGGUCCUGAACAACUGCAAGGCUAACAACAAACAAACUGGAGUCAAGAAACAGAACGCCUGUAUGAACAAAGUAUGGGGACAGGGUAUUGCUAUGGUUACCAAACAAUUCGUCAAUAAGGUGUGCACGGCUCUUUCCAAAAAGAUGACUGCAAAGGAAUGGAAUUGCUGCAAGACGUAUGCUGUGAAGGUUGUCGAUGUCAAGCCAUACAAGUGCUACCUUAUCGAGAAAUAAGAAGGAACUUUUGAUCAUUUGAUAAUGCCUCGAAAUUGACCUUCCCGUUUUAGUGAAUAAAUGUUUGAGAGCCUU
Caenorhabditis elegans is the source of this 675-nucleotide messenger RNA. It is a transcript of the gene T02B11.4, whose product is annotated as DUF19 domain-containing protein. Bases 4 to 600 code for a protein of 198 amino acids. Lineage: Eukaryota; Metazoa; Nematoda; Chromadorea; Rhabditida; Rhabditidae. The record is from RefSeq and is marked reviewed. The transcript is spliced from 4 exons.